This is a messenger RNA of Rhipicephalus sanguineus (brown dog tick), 1422 nucleotides long. RefSeq names its product ctenidin-1-like. Lineage: Eukaryota; Metazoa; Arthropoda; Arachnida; Ixodida; Ixodidae. The transcript has 8 exons. The record is from RefSeq and is a predicted model, not a curated record. Bases 586 to 1314 code for a protein of 242 amino acids.
ACUGUACAUUGCCAUUGGAAUGUUUGAAGAGUUACCACUGUCGCGAUUGACGUAAAAAACUGCGCUUCAUUGUCAUCUGAACAGGCAUCCUUGUUGUGACGUACUGCUAUAACCGCCAUAUCUCAGCUCAUGAAGGUCAGAUUGUUUUCGUGGAAGGGGCAGGCUUAAAUUGUACAAAAAGGCACUGCAAUGACGAGUACGCUCCAAGAAGAUUGACGGGACGACACGCUGUCGUUUGUUGCCCCCAGCGGACGCUCGUGUCAUUUCUCUUUCUUUGUUAGGCGUUGUUUGUUCCCUUAAGCUUGCAUCAACAUCCCAUGAAUGUACAAUAAUAGCGCACAAGGCCAUUGUAUCCGUUCUGGCGUUGCUUCUGAUCGGAUAGCAGCAAGGACACGAAUCUGCUACAAGGACCUGUUGUAUAAUAAAAUUCACUGUCACUGAAUUCUUUUCCGGCUGGUUCUAAUGUAUUUCUUUUAUGUCACUACGACUACAUUGAAAAGCUGGAGCUGAAUACAUUUCCUGGUGUGGCAAGCGAAUCACUUAGGCACUGGCUUAGCCUAGUUUGGAACAAGCCCGGAAGGAAAGAUGGAGGCGGUGGGACUGAAGAGCAUUGUUAUUGUUGCACUGGUACUCUCAAGGGUUAACCAUGCAACAAGAGCGCGGGGGGACAACCCCUUGGAAGCAAUGGAAGAUGGUGUAUUUAUGGCUCGUGUGGCAGACAAAGGCUUUCCCGGCCUUCUGGAGCCAGGAAGAAAUGCAGGUGCAGGUUUUGGAGCAUCGAGUUUUGGCUUUGAGAUUGAGCCAGGUGGUCUAGGUGUACCAGGUGGACUAGGUGGACUAGGUGGAUCAGGAGGACUAGCUGGACUAGGUGGACAAGGUGGCCCAUCGUUUGGAGCAUCCUUUCCGGGUGGAGCCGGAAACCUGGGACCUUACGGCCCUGGACUUCAUGGUGGACCACUUGGAGGGGCGAUAGGUGGCGGUGGAUAUGUUGGUUCCCAAUCCGGCCUUGGGGGAAAUGAAUAUAUAAGAGGCAUUUCAAGCGACAUCCAGAGAAGGCGUCAGGCAUGGCGCACGGAGAAAUGGCUAAGGAAGCAGGAGAGAGAGCAGCGCCGACAACUGCGGAAUGAACAGUGGCUGAGUCGACAACUACGGAGAAUGGAGCGUAAAGAACAACGCAGACGAGAAAAAGCAGAACGGAAACUGGAAAAACAAGCAAAGCGGAUUGUUGCGACUGCAGGGGCAGAGAACGUGAAAAGAGGCACGCUCGGGCUUGGUGCUGGCACUGGGCUGCCAGAGGGUGCUUCAGUAGCUUGAUAUUCUAUUAGAGCUCGGAACCCCAGGAACGGAUAGAUGGCUUUUGUCAGUCUCCUGCGAAAUUCGACCAGACCCAUCAAUAAAAAAAGAAUAUGCUGUACUGCAUGG